AUGGCCGAAAAUGCAAGUAUGAAGUGUGUGCCGCCUACGAGGACUUCUGUCGGAGAAGUGCCAACGAGAAAACUAUGCGGCUCAACAAAUGUUGGAGACUGGGGAGGUGAUAUGACUGCUUUCUGA
This is a messenger RNA of Sclerotinia sclerotiorum 1980 UF-70, 126 nucleotides long. RefSeq lists its product with no specific name. NCBI's taxonomy places the organism in Eukaryota, Fungi, Ascomycota, Leotiomycetes, Helotiales, Sclerotiniaceae. The transcript is spliced from 4 exons. Bases 1 to 126 code for a protein of 41 amino acids. The record is from RefSeq and is a predicted model, not a curated record.